Molecule: messenger RNA, 2010 nt
Organism: Eimeria mitis
Lineage: Eukaryota; Apicomplexa; Conoidasida; Eucoccidiorida; Eimeriidae
Exons: 3
Coding region: 1-2010 (669 amino acids)
Biological process (GO): regulation of transcription by RNA polymerase II
Cellular component (GO): nucleus
Molecular function (GO): transcription cis-regulatory region binding
Source: RefSeq, a predicted model, not a curated record
AUGCUAUUCCUCACCAACCGUGCAAAUCGAACCACUGCAGGAACUACCGUUACCCCGGAGCCCCCAAUUGCCUUCGCAGGCCCCAAAGUGCUCAUCUGUCGUAGACGCAAGAGAGGAACAACUUCGACAAUGGGUCCUCUGAAAGUCAUUAAAGAUGUUGUCCGCAAAAUAAAGAACAAAACCCGAAACUCCCGAAGCCAGCAACAGGACCAACAACAGCAGCAACUUGCUGCCUCUAGCGUGCCAACACCCCAAACUGAGACGCCCUCCAACACCACGGAGACGCCCUGUGAUAGACUUGUUCAGGAGCAGGAUGUCGAAACCAUUAUCUUUGAGAACGAUGUCACCAGCAGCAGAGCGCAGCACAACAGAACAGCAGCGGCAAAACCACUGAACGAAACCCCCAUUAUUUAUGCAGCAAAUCCAACAUACGGCAUUAGGCGAGCUUUUGCGCUACCACAUGACUGCCCUACCAUCAUAGAAGGGGAAGAGUGGGACUCUGGGGAAUGCAGCGAUCCUGAGGAAAUGCCGUCAAGGCCCAAUAACUACUCACAGUCAACAGCAGCAGUUCACACAGCGGCAGCAGCAGCUUCUGGAGCUACUGCCUCUGCUGCAUUAGAAACAACGGCGCUGCAUAGUCAAACUCCCACCCUCGACAUUGCCUUCCUCCAAUCGGGUUCCCGAGUACCAGACGGACCACGCAACUUUGCCAGCGAAGGAGCAGACCACGGUUGGAAGGCAUUCAUGAAUGGCCGCUGGAGACCAAGCAGCAUACCCACGCUUUCUGAUUUGGCGUUCAAACCCUUCUUUGACUGCGUCCCUGAAUCACCUCAGUGUGACCCCAACAAUCGCUCCGCACAGGGCUUGCAGCCAUCGACUAAGGAGUCGAACGAAGCGGUUUCUGCAGACCCAGAAGCUGCUGCAUCUCCCUCAUCGCAUUGGAAAGGUACAGAGGAUCAAACAGAACAGAGAACCAGUGUUUUAAGCGCUGUCCCCUGCAACCCUUUUGCAACUGAGUCACAAGAGCAACGAUGCCAGCAAGAAGGGGAAGGGAGCAGUAUGGGUUCAGGUUCAUUUAUUGCUAGUAUCAUGGAGAGGGUGGUUACACUUCUAGAAGGAUCAGCGGCAAUGUUGAGCUCCUGCGGCGUAGCAGACAUAAUUGAUGAAAGUCAACUGGUAGUGUCCGACGGCCGUAUACGCCGAAGCCAUCAUCAACCUUCAGCGCCUGCUGAGAACAAUACAACAACUACGCAGUGCGCAGGAGAUUCUCCCAUCAUUCCGGUGUACAGGCAAAGAGAUUCAGUGGAAGGAUCUGAUGACGAGGUUUCGAGUAAUGCCAAAUUGAACUCAGAAAAAGAAAAAGAUUUUCAAAGUUCUAGUGCAGACGAAGCGACGAAAACAGAAGACGAUUGCCAAGACGGAAAACUGAAGAGUGAAUGCCAAGAACACCUCUCCAGAAACACAGAAGAUAAUUCGCCUCAUAUUUCAGAAACUACUUUUUCUGGAAACAAACAAGAAAACAAAGAAGUGGAGGAAAGCAAAGAGGCGCGAUGCUGUCUUAUAGGAGAGCUGAAUGAUAGCAGCGGCCUGCACAACCUUUCGGAUCAAGAUUCGUCUUUUGCAAUGCAUCUACCAGGCGUAGCAGGCGACGAAAUCAAACAGAUUUCUGCGCUUCCAGCAGCCUUUAUGUUGCAAGUGUGUGGCUCCUAUAUCACUGCCUGCAGAGCUGACGGGUCUCGCCUGCAUUUUCACCAUUUUGAAACCAAUCAACCCCAUCUUAUGUAUUCUCUUUCUAUGUUCUAUCGCCCUCUGAGCUGUGCAGGGUUGUCGGGCGGACUUCAACAGCAGCAGAAGCAGCAGCAGAAGCAGCAGCAGGAGCAGCCGCAGAAGGAGAAGCAGCAGCUGCAGCAGAAGCAGCUCGAGAAGCUGCAGCAGCAGCAUCAGCACCGACAACAGCAGCUGCUGGGUCUUCAGCAACUCGAGUUGUAUGUGAGUCUAUCCGGGAUCUGA